UUUUAGAGCAGUUGGUUCAGUCCACUUACCCUGAACAGUCCGUUAACCUGUCAGUCAAUCAGUGAUCAAUCGGUAGCGAACUCUGCACAACAGAGCUGAAAUAUUAAUCAGAUUCGUGUUAUUUAUUAUUUGUUAAGACGAAAAGCUUCGUAAUGUCUUUACCAAAGAAAGGAGAUUUAACUGACACAGAGAAAGAGCUGCUUCUGGUUAUUGCUGCAGGUAACGUGCAGGAAGCUUCCAGGUUACUGGGAUCUAAAGAUGUAAGGGUUAACUGUCUGGAUGAGUAUGGCAUGACGCCUCUCAUGCACGCUGCAUAUAAAGGGAAGGCAGAUAUGUGCAGACUGCUGCUUCAACACGGGGCAGACGUCAACUGCAACGAACAUGAACACGGCUACACGGCGCUCAUGUUUGCAGGGCUGUCAGGGAAGACAGACAUUACCUGGAUGAUGUUGGAUGCUGGAGCGGAGACAGAUGCGAUUAAUUCGGUUGGCAGAACAGCUGCACAAAUGGCGGCAUUUGUUGGGCAGCAUGACUGCGUGACUGUCAUUAAUAACUUCUUUUCACGGGCGAGGUUGGACUACUACACAAAAGCCCAGGGGCUGGAAAAAGAACCGAAACUCCCUCCAAAACUCUCUGGACCGCUGCACAAAAUUAUCAUGAGUACCAACCUCAACCCUGUAAAGAUAGUAAUGCUGGUGCAGGAAAACCCUCUGCUGAUGGAUGUGGAGGCGCUGGAGAAGUGUCGCAAGGUUUUGGAGCUGAUCUGUGAGAAGUGUGUCAAGCAGCAGGAAAUGAACGAGGUGUUGGCCAUGAAGAUGCACUACCUCAGUUGUGUGCUCCAGAAAUGCGGCUCUUUUCUCAAAGAUCGUCAAGAUAAACUUGAUAGCCUCAUUAAGAGUCUUCUGAAAGGUCGAGACGGUGACGGAUUCCCGGUAUUCCAGGAGAAGUUCAUUCGGGAAUGCAUCAGAAAAUUUCCGUACUGUGAUGCCACACUAUUGCAACAACUUGUGCGGAGUAUAGCUCCUGUGGAGAUUGGGAAUGACCCUACAGCUCUGUCAGUGCUCACCCAGGCCAUCACAGGGCAGGUGGGCUUUAUGGAUGCAGACUUUUGCACCUCCUGUGGCGAGAAGGGAGCGGAAAAGCGAUGCUCCAUUUGCAAAAUGGUCAUCUACUGUAACCAAGCUUGCCAGAAGCUGCACUGGUUCGCGCAUAAAAAGAUCUGUAAGAUGUUACAGGAACAGAGAGAGAAACACGAAGCUGACUCGGCCUCUCGACUACAGAAAUCACCCAAAGCCGAGGGGAAGCCUUUGGAGGAGACUAUGGAAGAUCUCUCCAUCAGUCAAAAUGAGACCAACAGCCCUUCGGAAAACCAGACCGAGGACGUUAACUCGGAUACAGUCUCUCUUAAUGUAGCCUGAGCGAUGAAGAUUUUGACCUGUAGACAUGGUUUCAAACCAGCCACUGUCUUCAUCGUCAUCAUCAGAGAUCUAUCUAAGCCAAAGGAGAGCACAUCCAUGAUGUGUGUAGCUCAGAGGUACCGAGAACCUUCUUCAUGGAAGAUGUUUUCCUGAAGCACAGAACAUGGGAUGAGCCACAAAAAGAUUUGGCACACAAAUGCACAAGAUGAAGGGAUCAUGAGAGACAAAAUGACAUUUUACGUUUAAGUUGAAAAUAUUUGUAUUUAUGUGAGUUAGUAUACAAGACAUCGACGCAUAUGCCUUAAUUUUCAGUCUUCAACUGCUGUUAUCCAUUUUCUGAUAAACAUAUGCCAGAUUUCUUACAGCUGUUACAAAAAUGCCUAAUUUAAACACACUCGGUAGUCUCGAGAAUGUUUAUUGACAUCCAAAUGACGGCGUGAGAGGCGUCUGCUGUUUUUCAACUCGCUGGCCUUGUCAAAUUAGCGGUUAGACAAAGGUGUCCGUUGUGCACGCAAGAGUGAUGGUGAAACCGACCGCGGGGUUCUGGAUCUCGUCUGAGUUUGACAGUUAGUAUGUCAGCUGCCGGUUCGAUCGAGGCUUUACUUGGUUCCACUGUGCCAUUUUGGUUCCACUCCAAUCUAUAAUCCUGACCUGUACGAUGGACUUUUGAGUCGGUGUGAUCGUUGAUGGCUUUUCUGUGCUAUCAGAAGAGCAACUAAAGAAAAAAAACACAGAUGCCUGUUAUUAAAAAUAUUACAUUUGACUCAAAAUCCAAACAUCCAUGUAGCGCUAACGUUGUACACCUGUUCCUUGCACCAUGUUGACCUGCAAUAAUAAAAUAAUAAUUCGUUAAACUUCA
This is a messenger RNA of Misgurnus anguillicaudatus (oriental weatherfish), 2277 nucleotides long. It is a transcript of the gene ankmy2a, whose product is annotated as ankyrin repeat and MYND domain containing 2a. The record is from RefSeq and is a predicted model, not a curated record. Gene Ontology annotation, molecular function: protein binding. NCBI's taxonomy places the organism in Eukaryota, Metazoa, Chordata, Actinopteri, Cypriniformes, Cobitidae.